AGUCAUCAUCUGUUGAUCUGUCUGUAGUCUGCUUAACCUUACGUUUUGUUUUUAUUUGGACUAUUGGAGAAUGUCAGUGUCAUAACCUUGAUAAGUUUGAAGCCGAGUGGUUAAGACAUGAUAAGAGAGUUUUGUCUUUGUAAGUUUAAAGACACUUAAGUUUAUCAGUAGUUUGGUUGUGCUAGUGAUAGUAAGUAUACGUAAUAUCUUAUGUUACCGGUAACUAAGUGAUUCAAAUCAACUUUAUUUUCUGGUCUUUAUUGUAAAAUUAAAAUUGGUUUGAACAUUUGGAAUUUUGCGUUGACGAUCUUGGAAAGCUAUUGAAUCACAAAAAUGGGUGGUAAAUAUUCGUCAAUGGAUCCCAUGGAAAUAAAAGUUCCUCAGCUUGAUUCUAUGCUCGAACGAGAUCCUUAUUUGAAACCCUAUGAAAGAGAAUACCGACGCAGAUACGCCUGUUUUCUGGAUUAUGUUGACAAGAUAUCUGAGGGCGAAGGAGGGUUAGAAAAUUUCACUCAAGGUUAUAAAUGGUUUGGGAUACAUAUCAACUCAAAUAAUUCAGUCACAUGCAGGGAAUGGGCCCCAGGAGCAGAGGAGGUCUUUUUAUUUGGAGACUUCAAUCAGUGGAAUAAGUUUUCUCAUCCUUAUAAAAAGUUGGAAUAUGGAAAGUGGGAACUCCAAAUUCCACCAAAUGCGGAUGGGUCAUGCCCAGUCAAUCACCUCUCUGAAGUUAAGUUGGUGAUUCGCACCAAGAAUGGUGAUUUGGUAGAGAGACUAUCUCCCUGGGCUACUUAUGUGGUACCUCCUCCGCGCAGUGAAGGGUUCACUUACAAACAACGUAUCUACCACCCCCCUCCGACACAAAAAUACAUGUUUAAACACCCAAAGCCCAAACGUCCGGCGAGUCUGCGAAUCUACGAGUGUCAUGUGGGGAUCGCUUCUUCUGAGGGCAGGGUCGGACAGUACAAAGAGUUUGCUCAGAAUAUCAUUCCACGCAUAAAGAAACAAGGAUACAACACUAUUCAGCUGAUGGCAAUUAUGGAACACGCAUACUACGCCAGCUUUGGAUAUCAAGUGACUAGCUUCUUCGCUGCCUCCAGCCGGUACGGCACACCAGAUGAGCUCAAGGAGCUAGUAGACGUGGCUCAUGCUCACGGCAUCUACGUGCUACUCGAUAUGGUUCACUCCCACGCUUCCAAGAACGUACUCGAUGGACUGAACCAGUUCGACGGUACUAACAGCUGCUACUUCCACGAUGGAGCCCGUGGAGAACACUCUCUCUGGGACAGUCGCCUGUUUAACUACUCUGAGCAUGAAGUUCUGCGUUUCCUUCUCUCAAACCUUCGAUGGUACAUUGACGAAUAUGGAUUUGAUGGAUUCAGGUUUGAUGGAGUGACGUCCAUGCUGUACCACUCUAGAGGAAUCGGUCAGGGGUUCAGCGGACAUUAUGAUGAAUAUUUCGGUCUCAACGUAGACACGGAAGCCAUAGUUUAUCUGAUGCUGGCCAAUCAUGUGCUUCACAAGCUGAACCCUGAGUUGACCACCAUUGCUGAGGAUGUAUCAGGCAUGCCUGGUGUCUGUCGGCCGGUGGAGGAAGGUGGCGUAGGAUUUGACUACCGUCUUGCGAUGGCGAUCCCAGACAAGUGGAUCAAGCUGCUCAAGGAAACGUCCGAUGAAGACUGGGAGAUGGGGAACAUCGUCCACACCCUCUCCAACCGUCGCUGGAUGGAGAAGACUGUGGCGUAUGCUGAAUCUCAUGACCAGGCACUGGUAGGAGACAAAACCCUAGCAUUCUGGUUGAUGGACAAGGAAAUGUACACUCACAUGUCUACCCUAUCCGACCCUUCACCCAUCAUCGACCGAGGACUCGCUCUUCACAAACUCAUCCGACUGAUCACCCAUGCUCUCGGAGGGGAAGGAUGGCUUAACUUUAUGGGUAAUGAAUUUGGACACCCAGAGUGGCUGGACUUUCCCCGAGCCGGCAACAACGACUCUUAUCACUACGCAAGGAGACAAUGGAACCUCGUUGAUGAUGAAAUGCUAAAGUACAAGUUUCUCAAUAAUUUUGAUGCAGCCAUGAACAAGCUUGAGGAGAAAUACGGUUGGCUCCACAAGGAUCCUGGCUUUGUAAGCUGGAAGCACGAAGAAGACAAAGUCGUUGUGUUUGAGCGUGCUGAACUAUUGUUUGCCUUCAACUUUCAUCCAACCAAGAGUUUCACAGACUACAGGCUAGGGGUGGAUCUGCCUGGAGAUUACAGAGCCGUGCUCAACUCUGACGAUCCUCAGUUUGGGGGACACAACCGCAUAGACACCUCUGUUGUCCAUGUCUCCGACCCUGAGGGCUUUGCUUGGAGGAGAAACUACAUUCAGGCUUACCUUCCAUCCCGUGUUGUUGUGGUUUUCGCCAGGAAUUAGUCCUCCAAUGUCACACUGUGGUUAUAGAUGACACAGCAGUCAGUUUCUGGACCACUAAGGUUUUAUUAUCUUUGCUAGAUUAUAUUAAUUUUUCUUAAAGAAGACUGGUAACACAUUACCAAAACGGGUAGAUCAAAAAGAUCAACAAGUCUGAAAAAAUUCUCCAUAGAAUCGCAUAAUUAGUAUAUGACAAAUAUUAAAUUUUUGAAAAGCUAGAGUAGAGAACAUAUUUUUAUAUACUUUACAAUUGUUACUGAAGAGCAUUUAACAACUAAGCCUUCCCAUGAAUUAAAAUUUUGAAAAUGUUGUUAAUAUUUUUCUUGUUUUGUUUUUACUAUUGUUGUUUGUUUAUUCAUAGAGUAUUUAGAAUUCGUUGUUCAUUUAACAUUAGUAUAACUAUCAUGAGAAUGUUGAAAAUAUAUAAUGAAUAUUAUUUGUUAGCCUUUUUAGUGUACUUUUAUAGCCAUGUAGAUUCAAGUAUAUCUUUGUUGAGAUUUGUUAUGCUUUAAAAUUAUAUUUUUGUUAUGAAAUUCUAGCUUUAGCUCAAAGUGUUCUUAUAGAUUUUUCUGAUGUUAUUCAUGAAAGUUAUGUGCCUUAAACAUUUUUCAACCAAUUUAAGACUGAGAGAAAACAUGUACAAUUUAAACAAGGUAAUGUUACAAAUAUAUACAAUGUCCUUCUUAUAUUUAACAUAAUUAUUACUACUUACAUGUUUGUUUUCAAAAGUAAAUUUUCCUGUUGCACAAAAUGCCAUGGUUAAAAAGGGUUUUUUAACCAUAAGUUUACACACUGAGGACUAGUUUCAGGUUUCAGGGACUACCAUUUUCAUAUAUAAGGAUUUUUGGUAAUUCGUUUCCAAACCAAUCCUUUAUCAGUCAUUAUGUCUUUUCAAAUUUUCCCUUACACUCAGCCAAGUAAAAAUAAAACCUUAAAGAAAUCUUAGAAUUGUUUACAGAUUUUCAAACAAUUUAUUUGUGGUUUUACUGUUUGUUUAGAUUAUUUGGCAGCUUGAUUUACCUAUCUAAGCUCACUGAAUGUGUCUUUCAUCCUCAGUGGGUUAAAAUAUAAAUCAUUGAAUAUUUCAUGAUAAUUGUUAGUUAUAACUUAGUGUAAACUUACACUGUUAAGUGUGGACACCUUGUCAACACACUGUAUGUGAUCAAAUCAUCUUGUCAGGGAUUGAUAGAAAUUGACAUUUUGAUUGAUGAUUGAACUACUGAGAAGUUACCUCUUUUUUGGAAUCGGCUGUGUUUUUCACCCUUACAAAAUUUCAUGAAACUUUAGUUUUGUAAGUUAGAGUACUCUUUUAUUGAUUUAUCACCCAGAACUUUGAUUAUUUUCAUGGCCGAAAAUAACACUCUGGGGGUUUACGGUUACCUCAACAAUAAAAAAAUAAACAUAAGAAAUGCUCAGUGAACAAAUAAUACUCUAAGCUUAUUUACUCAAAAGUUCCAUUAAAGGAGGAUUAUUUUUCCUGAAAAUUUGCUUUGUGAAAUGGCAAUUAGUCAAUUUCUAUCAAAUCUAUCUUUUCCGAAAAAUUAACAUUCUCAUAAAGAUUUAAGAAACUAGCUUUAUAGUAGUUAAUAUGAAUAGACUAGUUUGUUAUACAUUUGCAGCUUGUAUUGCAUGUGCCAUAUUAUUCAAUAAAUAAUUUUUAUAAAUUAA
Messenger RNA from Macrosteles quadrilineatus (aster leafhopper), 4077 nucleotides. It is a transcript of the gene AGBE, whose product is annotated as 1,4-alpha-glucan-branching enzyme. NCBI's taxonomy places the organism in Eukaryota, Metazoa, Arthropoda, Insecta, Hemiptera, Cicadellidae. Bases 334 to 2412 code for a protein of 692 amino acids. The record is from RefSeq and is a predicted model, not a curated record. Gene Ontology annotation, cellular component: cytoplasm. Gene Ontology annotation, biological process: glycogen biosynthetic process. The transcript is spliced from 14 exons. Gene Ontology annotation, molecular function: hydrolase activity, hydrolyzing O-glycosyl compounds; 1,4-alpha-glucan branching enzyme activity; cation binding.